Molecule: messenger RNA, 1080 nt
Organism: Orbilia oligospora ATCC 24927
Lineage: Eukaryota; Fungi; Ascomycota; Orbiliomycetes; Orbiliales; Orbiliaceae
Exons: 3
Coding region: 1-1080 (359 amino acids)
Biological process (GO): lipid biosynthetic process
Molecular function (GO): iron ion binding; oxidoreductase activity
Source: RefSeq, a predicted model, not a curated record
AUGGAUAUCGUACUGUCCCUCAGCGACACGCUGUUCCUUGACCGUUUUUACGCCUCUGUCUUGCCAGUCAACAACCUCUCCGCCUCUCCAGAUGUAUUCGCCGCAAACGCCAACCUUACAGCUGCUGUCAAAAUCUCUAAGCUAGCUCCUUCGAUCGCAGGAUCAGCUUUCGAAAGUGCCGUCCAGUUGACCAACCUUGUUGGAAUUCUACCAGGCAAAUAUGCCGAACUUUCCUCUCUCCCAAGAGACAACGUGUAUCGCCAGUUCUUUUCUCUAUUCUUGCUCACUUGGGUCUUCGGCUGUUUGCUCUAUUUCGUUUCGUCCACACUUUCCUACAUCUUUGUUUUCGACAAGGACACCUUCAAGCACCCUAAAUUCCUCAAAAAUCAGAUUCGCCAGGAAAUAUGGGUCUCGAUGAAAGCUCACCCAGGAAUGUCGCUUCUUACAGCUCCCUUCUUCCUCGCUGAAGUCCGCGGCCAUACCCUCCUUUUCGACAGCGCCAACGAUUGCGGCCGUGUUUAUUUCUAUCUUCAGUUCCCACUUUUUAUUAUCUUCACUGAUGCCAUCAUCUACCUAAUUCACCGUGGGCUCCAUCAUCCAUCCAUCUACAAAUUCUUGCACAAGGCCCACCACAAGUGGAUCAUGCCAAGCCCAUACGCUAGUCACGCUUUCCACCCUGUUGACGGCUGGGCCCAGAGCUUGCCAUACCACAUCUUCCCAUUCAUCUUCCCACUCUGGAAAUACGCCUAUGUUGGUCUCUUUGUCUUUGUCAACAUCUGGACCGUCAUGAUCCACGACGGAGAAUAUGUUGCCAACUCCCCAAUCAUCAAUGGCGCUGCUUGCCACACUAUGCACCACCUUUACUUCAACUACAACUAUGGACAGUUCACCACUCUUUGGGAUCGUCUCGGCGGUUCUUACAGACCACCAAAUCUGGAAUUGUUCUACAAGGAGACUAAGAUGAGCAAGGCUGAGUUGGACAAGCAGGUCAAGGAGAUGGAAAAGAUGGUCAAGGAAGUUGAGGGUGAUGAUUCGUUCAGAGAGUAUAGGCACGAAGAUGAGCCAAAGAAGUCGAAAUAA